Molecule: messenger RNA, 1322 nt
Organism: Marchantia polymorpha subsp. ruderalis
Lineage: Eukaryota; Viridiplantae; Streptophyta; Marchantiopsida; Marchantiales; Marchantiaceae
Source: the annotation of a GenBank genome assembly
CGAUCUCCAAAUGAAGAAAUAUUGAUUCUAAAAAAUGCAACAAGUCUCUUUAUGUAAAAGCAGGACGAGUAUUCUACGAAAGGUUCUGGGAUCAGUAGCGCACAAUGCAUGACAGAGGGUUUAGAGAUUUCUCCCGUAGAAGAAUGUUUCCGCUUUGAAGGUGAAAGCGUCGAAGAAAACUCGAAAGGAAGAGGUGAAGAACAGACCGGAGUGGAGUGGCUUUGACAGACGACGAGCAUUGUGAAUUAGGGUUGAAGGUGUGCAAUGGCUGCACAAGUGGAGUGGCAUGUGCGCCCUCCGAAUGCGAAGAAUCCCAUCGUGUUUUUCGAUGUAACAAUCGGCAGUUUGCCCGCGGGGCGAAUCAAGAUGGAGCUCUUUGCGGACAUUGUACCCCGAACGGCAGAGAAUUUCCGGCAAUUAUGCACUGGAGAGUUCAGGAAAGCUGGAAUCCCAGUAGGAUACAAGGGAUCUAGUUUCCACCGUGUCAUCAAGGACUUUAUGAUGCAGGGAGGAGACUUUGUGAAGGGAGAUGGAAGUGGUUGUGUCAGCAUCUACGGGAGCAAGUUUGAAGAUGAAAACUUCAUCGCAAAACAUACAGGCCCUGGACUUCUUUCGAUGGCCAACAGCGGAGUCUCAACUAACGGCUGUCAGUUUUUCAUUACAUGCGCCAAAUGUGAAUGGCUGGACAACAAGCAUGUCGUAUUUGGGAGGGUGCUGGGCGAAAGUCUUCUUGUUGUACGUAAGAUCGAGAACGUUCAAACAGGUCCCAAUAAUCGGCCAAAGCUUGCUUGUGUCAUUGCCGAAUGUGGCGAGAUGUAAGCUACAAUUAAUAAUAAUGCAUUUGAUGAAUCGGUAAAGACGUGCACUUCAACUGCUGAUUUAUUCCGAGAAGGGCGACUUCAUGUUCCGAGUAUGAGAUGAAGGGGUUCCACUCCAGAUUUUGGUCUGCAGUAUAGUGGAUGCGGCAGGAGUGAAUCUAGAGCGCAAAUUUGAGAAUUUGGCAUGCGAGGCACAUGUGAUAACAUUCUGAGCAAUUGUAAAUACAGGAUUAGCAAAUACCUUGAUCAAUUGCUUGUAGAUCAGAGGAGGAUUAAGUAGGUCCUCGUUGAGGCUUUUUGUGAAGAAUAGACUUCACCGAUCCAGUAGCUUGAUAACGCUACUGACUAGAUUCAUUGCUAGGCUGAGCAGAAGUGCUGUAUACUAAGCUAAUAUGCAUGGACUUACGAGGAAGGCAUACGAAAGGAUGGACUCGGAAGGUGUGAAAAUUAAAGCUGUACAUUCUAUCUUCUAAAUAUGUGACAGAAAGUUCUGUUUUGGCUAGA